AUGGCGCUACCGGCGGCACCAGCAGCCGUAGGCGGUGCUCCGCCACCAAACUUCCACAUCGACGCCUACGACCGGAAGAAAAUCAAGUGGUCGCGAUGGGUGGAGAGCGACAAGGUGGCUCCACAAAACUUGCGCAACAUGACGUAUCAAGAGAUUGUCGAUGUGCUCGAGGGGCAUUUCAAUCCUCAACCCCUCGAAAUUAGUGAGAACUUUAGGUUCAAAUGCCGUCGGCAGGGGGACAAAAACGCAUGUUCUCCGGACGAGACAAUCGACGAAUACCUGGUUGCAUUACGGAAGAUUGCCGUAACCUGUAAUUUUGGAGCCUACUUGGAGACUGCACUGAGGAAUCAGCUAGUGUUCGGGAUGAAACGGAACGACAUACGGAGCAGAUUGCUAGAGAAACGGGUGCUGACUUUGCAAGAUGCAAGAGAUAUUGCUGUCGGGAUGGAGUUGUCUCUCAAAGGAGGCGCCGAAAUAGAAGGUGCUUUGGCUAAACAGGAUGUACAUGCCCUACAACACCCACCAGGUAAGCCUAAAACUAAGAAAGUGGGAGGACCGAGUCAGGCAGCUGGCAAGUCCGCUGGUGACCUUCAUUGCUAUCGCUGUGGCGAUAAAUCGCACCUGGCCAAGAAAUGUCGGCAUCAAAACACAGUUUGCUCUUUUUGUAAAAUCAAAGGGCACCUGGAGCGCGUGUGUAUGCGGAAGGCUACAACGAAUAAAGGGGAUUCCAGCCGACAAGGUGUAAAACCGGGUGCUUCGAAGACGAGUUACAUCGAACUGCGUGAGGAUACAAGGAGAGGGGAAUUGGCUUCUGGUGGGGAUGUUGUUGUUGGGGAGAUCUGUACAGUGGAAUCACGUUCGUUAGACCAGAAGUUGUGGUUGACGGCGGAAGUCUGUGGUACCGAGCUACGUUUUGAAAUUGAUACGGGUAGUCCUGUUAGCAUUAUCAACUCCAAGUGCUACAGUAAAUAUUUCCGCGGGAUUCCCUUGCAAGAGAGCGAUGUUAAUUUGGUGAGCUACUGCAAUACGAAUAUCCAUGUGAAUGGAGUUAUUGAUGCGGAAGAGAAGUUCAACGGAAUAGAGUCACGAUUGCCAUUGCAAAAGGCAGUUGAGGAUGAACUGGACAAAUUGGUUUUCGAAGGCGUGCUGACCAAGGUGGACAACAGUAACUGGGCAACUCCUAUUGUUCCGGUCAAGAAAACGGAGAAUCGAGUAAGGAUUUGCGGGGAUUACAAGCAGACGGUUAACCCCAACUUAAAGGUGGAUCGGCAUCCGCUUCCAACAGUCGAUGAACUGUUUGCGUCUCUGGCAGGAGGGGAGAAGUUUUCAAAAAUCGAUCUUGUUCAGGCGUAUUUGCAAUUGGAAGUUGCUCCAGAAGACAGGAAAAUUUUAACGUUGAACACACACCGUGGACUUUACCGGCCGAAUCGCCUUAUGUACGGUAUUGCGUCCGCUCCUGCUAUAUGGCAACGUCAAAUCGAGAUCAUCUUACAAGGGAUCGAAGGUGUUACAGUAUUUUUGGAUGACAUUAAGAUCACAGGUCCAAACGAUGCCGUUCAUCUAGCUCGACUGGAGGAAGUACUGCGUCACAACAUCAGAGUCAACAAGAAUAAGUGUGUGUUUUUUGCCGAGCGAAUAGAAUAUUGCGGGUAUCUGCUCGAUCGAGAGGGUGUUCACAAAGUUCCUAAGAAGAUGGAUGCCAUUCAAGACAUGCCACCACCGCGAAACAAAGAUGAAGUGAGAUCGUUCGUAGGAUUCGUAAACUAUUACGGGCGUUUUUUCGACAAUUUGAGUACCAUGCUAUAUCCGCUGAACAAUCUGCUCAAGAACUCCGUGGUUUUCAAGUGGACUAAGGAUUCCACGGAUGCGUCGCCCUACGGCGUAGGAGCAGUUUUGAGCCACAUUUGUCCGGAUGGUUUGGAGCGACCAAUACAAUUCGCCUCCCAAACACUAAAUGCUACACAGCAAAAGUAUAUGCAAGUAGACAAGGAGGCCUACGCUAUAAUCUUCGGGGUCAAAAAGUUUUUUCAAUACUUGUACGGCCGCAGAUUCACCCUGGUGACGGACAAUCAGGCCGUUACAAAGAUCUUCAGCGAACAAAAAGGCCUUCCCGUAAUGUCUGCGUUGAGAAUGCAGCAUUAUGCCACGUUCCUUCAGUCAUUUGAUUACGAGGUACGGUUCCGCAAGUCCAGCCAGCAUGCUAAUGCAGAUGCAAUGUCCAGGUGUCCACUAAAGAAAUCUGAUCCAGACAAUGUUGUGGAAGAAUCGGAUGUGGUGGAACUGAAUCAAAUAGGCACCCUUCCUUUGACAGCAGAAGAGUUGUCGCAAGCUACAUCGGAGGACAAAAGCGUACAGAAAUUGAUACAAGGAUUGCGGUACGGACAAGCAGUCGAAGGGAAGGAUCGGUUUGGGUUGGAUCAGACCGAGUUUUCCAAAUUCCUGAAGCAAAACGGAGUAACUCACAAGAUGGGUGCACCCUAUCACCCCGCGACAAACGGCCAGGCCGAGCGAUAUGUGCAAACCUUCAAACAUAAGCUAAAGGCUUUGCGCUGUUCCAAGUCACAGCUAGAUGUCGAACUUGCCAAUAUUCUGAUGACCUAUCGAAAGAUGAUUCAUCCGUCAACCGGACAAUCACCGUCUAUGAUGAUGUUUGGGAGACAGAUUAGAUCCCGCCUAGAUCUGAUGUUACCAAGUGUCCCGGAGAAAAGACCACCGAAUCCGGUUUCUCGUGUGUUUUUCGAUGGCGAUAGAGUACGGGUGUCCUUACCUGUUCAACCUGCGAACGACGAAGAGCAACAAACAUCAGUCGAGGUACCUGACGAGCAGGUGCGACCACGACAGCGACACACAGAUGAUCAACAACCAUUAAGACGAUCUAGUAGAGUAGUAAAACCCCCUCAAAGGCUUAAUCUCUAA
Molecule: messenger RNA, 2916 nt
Organism: Armigeres subalbatus
Lineage: Eukaryota; Metazoa; Arthropoda; Insecta; Diptera; Culicidae
Exons: 6
Coding region: 1-2916 (971 amino acids)
Biological process (GO): DNA integration
Molecular function (GO): zinc ion binding; nucleic acid binding
Source: RefSeq, a predicted model, not a curated record